Python bivittatus (Burmese python) is the source of this 942-nucleotide messenger RNA. Lineage: Eukaryota; Metazoa; Chordata; Lepidosauria; Squamata; Pythonidae. The record is from RefSeq and is a predicted model, not a curated record.
AUGCAAAAACACAACCUAAGAGAACACAAUGAAACAAAAGUAAUGGAAUUCAUCCUUCUUGGCUUUCCUGGACCCCAGUAUUUACAGAUGUUAAUAUUCAUAUUCUUUGUUAUCAUGUAUAUCCUGACAGUUUUUGGAAAUAUGGCCAUCAUCAUCCUAGUUGCUACAAAUCGAUGCCUUCAUACUCCCAUGUACUUCUUCCUUUGCAACCUCUCUUUCCUUGAGAUAUGGUACACAACCUCAAUAAUCCCCAAGUCUCUUGCUGUCAUUCUUGGCAGGAGCAAAACUAUCUCCUUCACAGGCUGCAUUCUGCAGAUGUAUUUUGUCUUUAGCUUUGGGUGCACAGAAUACUUGCUGCUAUCUGCCAUGGCUUAUGAUCGAUAUUUAGCCAUAUGCUAUCCACUGCAUUACAACACCAUCAUGGAUAUCCACUUCUCUUGUAAACUGGCAGCAGCGUCUUGGAUGUCUGGUUCUUCAUCCAUUUCUGUACUGGUUUUGUUGAUCUCAAGGCUGUCCUUCUGUGGACCAAAUGUAAUUAACCACUUCUACUGCAACACUGAUUCCUGGAUAGUUCUCUCAUGCACUGAUACCCAGGUCGUUGAACUUGUAACUUUUGUGUUAUCUAUCAUUGUCAUAUUGUGUACAUUUGUCAUAAUCCUUGUCUCCUACAUAUGCAUCAUCCUGGCUGUCCUUCAUAUCCCAUCUGCCAAGGGACGGCAAAAGGCUUUUUCUACAUGUUCUUCACAUCUUGCUGUAAUUAUACUUUGGUAUGGCUCCACAAUUUUUUUAUAUGUAAAGCCAUCUAAACGAACAUCUUUGGAAAUGACAAAACUUGUGAAUAUUCUGAAUACAAUUGUGACACCCUUGUUAAAUCCCUUCAUUUAUACACUAAGAAACAAAGAUGUUAGGGAGGCCUUGAAAAGCUUAUGGCAUUGGAAAUAA